ACUGCUAGGCAGGGUGUUAAGGACACAGAGGGAAGACCCCAGAAGAUGCUGCUUCUCCUGCUUGGGUGUCUCCUGCCCCCCACCAAUGGGAAAAGCUGCCUCCACUGCUGGCCAGAACUGCCCCCAUUGAUAGACUAUGAUCUGCAGAUCCUUUGGGGCACCCCAGGGCCACCUGCAGAGCUCUCCCAAAGUGUCCACUCCCUAUUCCUGAAGAGAGAUCGUGUCUUCCUAGAACCCCAAUAUCUUGAUCAGGACCAUAUGGAGGAAGCAACAGCCAAAUUAUUCAAUCAUAUAGAUGAAACCAUCAAGAAGUUUCGAGAUGAUAAACCAUCACUUCUGGAAGAGAUUCGUAUCCAGAAACAGGUGUUUACUGACAGGCUGAAUAAGAUAUCUGAAGAGCUGAAGGAGAGGGCUCCCUUUCUUGAUGAUACCCCAACCCUUCCUAGCUCUGUCUGCCUCCCCCAGCACCUCAGUUUCUCUACCAUCUCACCCUCCUGGGCAGCCUGCAACAAGACCUGUGACCUACACUCCACACUAGAAGUUAUCAACUGUGCCAACUGCAAGAUACAUUCCCUUAUCUGCAAAGACCCCACUCUCUGCCCAGAUGGUACAUUUUCUGGCGUGAGAAGAGAAAGGAAGCAGAAAAGGUGCUGGGAAAGGAGACCCCUGCCAGAAUGUAGGUCUCCCGAGGAGGAAAAGCUGCAAGUAGCAAGGCUCAGUCUGGCCUCAUCUACUUCCAGCACCAGAGAUGAAGACAGAGAUGGCUUGGGUCCCUAUGUCCAGGUAUUGAACAGAGACGAUGAGAGGCCAGCUCAUAGCUCAGGGACUGGCAGAGGAACAGACAUCAGAAAACAGACUUCAAAUCACAUUAACAGCAGAGCUUUCUCCAUCCUGGCCAAGAUGCCCACCCUAGGAACACCCAGGUCCCCGGUGAAUCUGGUACUGCUAGCAAUGACACUUCCUUGACUCUGCCUCUGGUAGUGGAGUGGAGGAGGGGAGGGAGGGCAGGGGUUUGCCUCCUCCUCCUCCAUCCCUAUGUCCUUUUCCUUGUCUGAACCCAAGGCUGCCAGAUUAAAUGGAACUUCUGAGUCCUCCAGGCACAGCUCUUCCCUUUCCCCUCAACCUUGUGCCCUUCCUCACUGGUACUCCCAGACUCUUGUCCUUGGAUCAGGCUCUGCUCUGAUGGGACCUAUCCAACAGCUUUUCAGCCACUGCCAGCACCAGAGCCCUGGUCAGCAGGUCAAACCCUGGGUGCUGAAAAGAAGCAAGUCUGGGACCAGAGCUAAGGACCAGUAUCCCAGAACCUGGACUCGAGUCCUGGUUCUGAUGCUAAGGUUGUAGGCUCCCCCUUGUGAAUCUGUUCCCCCAUCUGAGCAUGCAGGGAGGAUGUCAAACUUCAACCAGGUUGUUGUGCCCUGACCCUGGAGCCCACUAGGUUCACAUUUGCCAUCUUACAUUUGCUCAUGCUAUAGGUCAAAAUGUAAUGUUCUCAUCUCUUUCCCUCACCUCCAGUCCCUUGAAAUCCUGCCAGGACCCACAGCCCACCUCCUGAAAUAAGACAUCUUGUCUCUGUAGGUCUUGCCAGUACCCCUUCUUCCAGAGCUAGCACCUAGGCCGGAAGUGAGCUGACUCUAUAGAACCACCCUGCCAUAAGGGCCACUCCUUUGGUGGUGGUGGUGGUGGGUGAGGGUGGGGACUGCAAGAGACUGAGGCAAGAUGCAUAUAGGCCAUAAACCAACCAGGACAGGGAGCACAAUGGCUAAGGGCAGCUGUGGGACCCCAGCCAUAAGUAUCUCCAUCCCCAGCCAGAGGGAUCCAGGAAGCCCCCCACCCCAUAAGGUGGGGUCUUCAACUGUGAGAAGUCAUGGAAGGUAGGAAGGGAGGGAGAACUGUUUUCAUUAAGAGUUCAGUGUUGCAGAAGAGCAGAGAUAUGAGAGGCUUUGAUAGGUUCAGGCAACUUCAAGAAAUGUGAUACGGCUGGAUGGGGCCCACAGAGGUACCCAGGCUCAAAGGGAACAAGGCGGGCUAGGGGGAAGUAGUGGAUGGUUUUGCCAGUGGCAGACCUGAGUCCCAGGGAGAGGACAGGGAUCCAGAGAGGGGUAGGGUAUCUGUGCCCAGGCAGAUGUGGCUCCACAUGUUGGAAAUUGAGAUAUCCCCGCAUCCAGCCCCACAGACACUCCUUGCUUCACAAAACUGAGGAAGGGAUGCCUGGGUGGCUCAGAAGUUCAGUGUCUGCCUUUGACUCAGGGCGUGAUCCUGGGAUUCAGGAUCAAGUCCCGCAACGGGCUCCCUGCAUGGAGCCUGCUUCUCCCUCUGCCUGUGU
Canis lupus familiaris (dog) is the source of this 2323-nucleotide messenger RNA. RefSeq names its product testis expressed 51 (gene TEX51). Lineage: Eukaryota; Metazoa; Chordata; Mammalia; Carnivora; Canidae. The transcript is spliced from 7 exons. The record is from RefSeq and is a predicted model, not a curated record. The coding region runs from base 46 to 966 and encodes 306 amino acids.